UAUGAUUGUCGAAAUUGGUAACUAGAAGUUUGUCUGCAAAAUUAUCGAAAGUGGCAAUGAAGGUUGGCUCGUGACCGUCAUCAGAAAUAAUAGUUGGAAUUGAGUAUCGACGAUGACCGAAAGUGGUGUAUAGUUGAUCGACAAACUCUCUUAGAUUAAAUUAGGAAAAAAAAAUAGUGUAGCUCUUCUUUCCAAACAAAAAAGGGGAAAAAAAAACGUAGCCCUUAAAUCUGGUGAAGGAAGUAAUAGGAAUGAGAAUUUACUAAUUUAGGGCUUCUUGCUCCUCAAGCUUACUCACAAAAAUUCGAUACCCACUCCGACCUCGAAGCACGACCGCGACAGCUAAAAUGGCCGAUGGAGAAGAAGCCGCCCGGCGUCAUACGGCGGUCAAUGACUACCGCAAGAAACUCCUUCAGCACAAAGAACUCGACGCUAGAGUCCGAUCUCUGAGGGAGAAUUUACGAGGUGCAAAGAAAGAAUUUAACAAGACUGAAGAUGAUUUGAAGUCUCUGCAAAGUGUUGGCCAGAUUAUUGGAGAAGUUCUCAGGCCGCUUGACAAUGAACGCUUGAUUGUCAAAGCAAGCAGUGGACCAAGAUAUGUGGUUGGAUGCCGUAAUAAGGUGGAUAAGGAUAAAUUGACGUCUGGUACUAGAGUGGUACUUGAUAUGACAACACUCACUAUUAUGAGGGCUCUUCCACGCGAAGUAGAUCCAGUUGUGUAUAAUAUGUUGCAUGAAGAUCCUGGUAAUGUUAGCUAUUCUGCUGUGGGUGGUUUGUCUGAUCAAAUUAGAGAAUUGAGGGAGUCUAUCGAGCUACCUCUCAUGAAUCCUGAGCUUUUCCUUAGGGUUGGUAUCAAACCUCCCAAGGGUGUGCUUCUAUAUGGUCCUCCUGGUACCGGCAAGACAUUGUUGGCAAGAGCAAUUGCGAGUAACAUAGAUGCCAACUUCUUAAAGGUUGUAUCAAGUGCCAUAAUUGAUAAGUACAUUGGAGAAAGUGCAAGGUUAAUACGUGAGAUGUUUGGAUAUGCACGUGAUCACCAGCCCUGCAUAAUUUUUAUGGAUGAGAUUGAUGCCAUUGGUGGGCGGAGAUUCAGUGAGGGAACAAGUGCAGAUCGUGAAAUUCAGCGAACAUUGAUGGAGUUACUCAAUCAGCUUGAUGGUUUUGAUCAGCUUGGCAAGGUCAAAAUGAUAAUGGCCACAAACAGGCCUGAUGUUCUUGACCCUGCACUUCUUCGACCAGGCCGAUUGGACCGCAAAAUAGAGAUUCCCCUGCCAAAUGAGCAGUCCAGAAUGGAGAUCCUUAAGAUUCAUGCGGCUGGAAUUGCCAAGCAUGGUGAGAUUGAUUAUGAAGCUGUUGUGAAGCUUGCAGAGGGCUUCAAUGGAGCUGAUUUGAGAAAUGUGUGCACCGAAGCUGGAAUGUCAGCCAUCCGUGCGGAACGUGACUAUGUCAUCCACGAAGAUUUCAUGAAGGCUGUACGAAAAUUGAAUGAAGCCAAGAAACUUGAGUCCAGCGCACACUACAGUGCUGAUUUUGGAAAAGACUGAAGUAAUGUAUUUUACUCUUAGCAGCCAAACUUUUCUAAGCACAAAACUUCUCUUCCCGGCGAGAUGAUGCAGUCCUUGGAUGCAGGCAGGGAAAACUGAGCUUUUUCCUGGUAUCACUGCUUAUCUUAGAAGUCAGAACCCUAGGAACUUGCUUGUAUCUGAGAUCACAGAUGGGAGAUCAUGAAUAUUCAUGAAAAUAUGGCUAUUCUUGUUAUCUUAUUUUCUAUUUCCAAGCUGAGAGAUGAACUGUCCACUGUGAAUGUGAUUAUUAUUUACCAAAACAUGAUAUCUGCGGCUCAGUUCACAGAAUAUACGAUUGAUUGGAAAGUUUAUGAACUGUUUUUAUUUGUAA
Benincasa hispida (wax gourd) is the source of this 1896-nucleotide messenger RNA. Its product is annotated as 26S proteasome regulatory subunit S10B homolog B-like. The record is from RefSeq and is a predicted model, not a curated record. Gene Ontology annotation, molecular function: ATP binding; ATP hydrolysis activity. Lineage: Eukaryota; Viridiplantae; Streptophyta; Magnoliopsida; Cucurbitales; Cucurbitaceae.